AUGCAGAUGCCUCCAAAAAAAAGAAAGCAAUGGAAUGCAAAAGCGAUGAAGAGGGCAGUAGAAGCAGUUAAGAACAAGGAAAUGGGAACUCUCAAGGCGUCUAAAGCAUUUGGCGUACCCAAAAGCACACUGAUUGAUUAUGUAAUAAGUAAGAAACCGGUUGAUACAUUACUUGCUAUCAAAUUAGGCAGAAAACCUACUUUAACAGAUGAACUUGAAGAAGCACUAGUUGAGUAUGCUCUCGAAAUGGAAAGAAGCUCGACCGAUGGCGGGUUAAGCAUCCUUUUUCUUGCCGAAGUGCCGCUGCUGGAAAAAAAUGGUUGA
Acanthoscelides obtectus is the source of this 324-nucleotide messenger RNA. NCBI's taxonomy places the organism in Eukaryota, Metazoa, Arthropoda, Insecta, Coleoptera, Chrysomelidae. The record is from the annotation of a GenBank genome assembly.